Pseudovirgaria hyperparasitica is the source of this 2158-nucleotide messenger RNA. RefSeq lists its product as uncharacterized. The record is from RefSeq and is a predicted model, not a curated record. NCBI's taxonomy places the organism in Eukaryota, Fungi, Ascomycota, Dothideomycetes, Acrospermales, Acrospermaceae. The transcript has 2 exons. The coding region runs from base 255 to 1730 and encodes 491 amino acids.
CGUCGUGUUGUAUUUACCACUGUAGCUAUAAGGAAGGGUGUAUGCCCUCGAGUUUUCUUUCCAAGCUUCUGCCGCAAAGUAAACAAACAUUCACUAAGUAUUGACCGCGGAGAUACUCCAUCCUCCAUAGCCCCUCAAUUACCUAAGUACUGUUUCACAACCUCACUCCUGCUACUUCGAUCUUCUUCAAUCAUUCGGACAAUUGUCAAUCACGUUUUAUCAUCUUCCCCCAGGUAUUGCUGUCUGAACCUUCAAUGAACAUCAACGUCUUUCCUCACGAAAUCCUGUCCUCUAUCCUAGUCCAAGCCGCCGAAGCAAAUGCUCGGGAAGGCGUCAACUUCAGCUUUGGCCUCAGCCAAGCUCCGCUCCCGGGCCAGAAGGCUAAACUUCAACGAUACGUGAAAGCUCCGCUGCGCCCAGACGUCAUAAGAUGGAAUGCGACAGAUUCUCUCCGACAUGUGUGUCGUCUUUGGCACAGCUGGUCUCUCAAAUAUGCUCUGGACACGCUGUGGAUCAAGAAGUGGAGGGGCGGCGAGCGGUGGGCUGAUUUGCCCCUACGACACACUCAGUAUCGUCUUUAUGAGAUGAUUGACACACAUCAUCCCAACGCUUACGUAGCGAAGCAACCUUACGAUCACCUUACCAAGGUUGGUGAGCUUCUUGCACGGUAUCCUGCUAUUGCCUCGAAUAUCCGACGCAUGUGGUUCCAUGGCUUCUUCGGUGCUGGUACAGACCAGUCCAUCUUCCAUGUACUUCGUUGCUGCCCGAAUGUCACUACAGUCACAUUGCCUUGGACCGCUCUUCGUCACCUCGGCUGGCAGGAGUGGUCUUGGCUACUUGGAGACCGAGAAGGCAAUCCCAUUCGGUCUCUAGAGCUCCUUUCAGAGGAUCUUACUCGAGUACAGAUGACAGAUCCUCAAAACACCAUCGAUUUGAAACCUCUUGAUUCUACCGCAGUCAACCUAGGCCGACUCCGAAAGCUGAAGAUCACUGGUGAAACUAGUUUUAUGCCAGUCAAGGACAACGAUCUCUUUGCUAUUGCUCGCUCUGCUACGAAGCUGGAGGAAUUCUAUCUAUCAAACAUGUCAAGUGUUACGAUUGAUGGUGUCAUGGCUAUAGUAAAGGCGUCCCAAUCCACUCUACGGGUGCUGGAGCAUGCGCCUCGCUCCAACGAUGGUUUCUGGCAUCCCCAUCCAGGCUCAUGGUCCGAAAACGAACACAUCUGCGAGCUUCUUACCAGCUGUCCGAAAUUGCAAACAGUAUCGCUCUCUGUGCCAACCAUAUGUGCAAAGCUCUUUGCCAACGAGAACGUCAAGUGGGAAGGAGAUUUCCAGGUUCGAUCGCUGCACAUAUGCGGACACACAGACAGUCAUACUCAUGCCGCAAAGGCGGACUUUCGUAAUCUUCUUGUCGAGGCUCGCGCACUCGCAAAGUCUAAGGCUAGAUCGACGAUUCCAAAGGAGCUCUUCAUUGAGAUUUUCUUCGCCGAUUUCAUCUUCGAGCCCCAUCUCAGUAUCGUACAUGGCGACUUCCAGCUUGCGGAGCUGUCCUCUGGCAGCACAUGGCCUGCGGACUAUGCACGCGCUCCUUCUCGUAAAGGGCCAUAUGGAUCGUCUGGACUAUGGGAGAAAAAAGAAGAGGAAGGCAUAUUUGAACAGCUCGAUGAAGCAGAGUUCGUCGUCGGCCUUCAACAUCGCUACCUCACACUUGAUCACCACAACCUCAACUGAUCAAUGAUCUCAGCAAAUGCCAGGGUCCAAUCUUACAAGCCCUCGAACCACACACGAUUUCCUUUGUCGCCAUGUCUCGCCAUAGCACUUCCAGGCGCAUUAUUACCAUGAUUCACGAAGAACCAUAUACCCAUUUGAUGCACCUUUGAUACGACUAAAUGGGCGACCCGUCUUGAUUCUGUUGCAUGGCGCCGGGGAUUAUGCUUUUGUUACGCAUGGGUAAAGGAUCAAUCUCAACUCACUCACGGCCGAAGUCUUAGGUCUUCCCCUUUCAUGCAUAGAUAUCCGUAUGUGCUGUGACUCGUAGGUCAGGUAGUAUCGCCCAACCGAGCAAUCCACGGAUGUCCGUACAAAAUUUAGGAAGACGACUUAAAUACUGUUCGUUUUGUAAUAAUCAUAUCGUGAUUGUAUAAUUGAACCGUCUUCUU